ACAUCAGUUGUCUGGAAAGCAGCCACGGAACUGGUCGGCCGGUAACAACAACAAGGUAUCAUCAUUGGUGUUCGGAAUAGAGCAAAUAUUGCUAUUUGCAGAACUCUUCAGAAAGUGCUGUUGGAUAAAACGAUAACAUAAGAUACAAAUACAGAUACGGAUCUGAUAAGUCCAUCAGUUUAGCGGGCUCAAGUGGAAGAUUUAUUCCCCCAUUCGUGUCAGACAGUUGGCAAGCUUUCAACCGAUCAGUGACCACAAUGCGGAUGAGGCUACUCUUUAUGUGGAUUACCUUCACAGCUCUCCUGCAAUGGUCGCAUGCCGAGGAGGAUAAUAUACAUGAGUUGAGCGUAGUCGGAGGCGGCGGUGGAGUCGAUGACAAAGAAGAUGGGGAUCCAGCGGUGGUUCAGGAGGUUUCUAACCCACCUCCUGAUGAGGCAGCGUCCAUGACUACCACAGAGAUGCCUGAAAAGAUGCCAGUAAUUACGCAGGGCCCCUCGGAAAUGAGUUCUACGAUGGAUCAGCACUCGGAGGAGACUAAAGCAGAGCCCAAUGAGACCUCUAUGGAACCCGCUAACCCCCAAUCUGCGGAGGACUUGAAAGAACCAUCAAAGACUCCUGAGCCCCCAAUCGAAUUAUCAGAAUCCAGCAAGGAAAAAAAUCCUACAACAGAUCCUGCACCACCAGAAGAAUCCUCUUCAGAAGUGGGAAAGGAUGCUUCCGAGGAACCACAACCACAAACAUCUCCUGGAAAAAUGCCCGAAUUCGAAAAUCCGAAGACAUCAAGCGAUGGGGCUGAUUAUCCCAAUGAUGCUCCCCAGGACAUCACCACGACCAUGGCCAGCACUUUAGCAACUGUCCGUCCUCCGUUACCCUCACCCGUACCACCAAAAGUACCUCCACCCGUUUUUAUGAACAUCAGUUGCUACAGCUGUAUGUCCUGCGAUGGUCCUGUGACAAAUAAAACAAAGACUCUAUGUCCUCCGGAAAAGAAUAAAUGGAAUGGAUGCUUCACCGUUUUCGUUCGGGAUGCAAAAAUGGCUCCCGGCAAGGAUAAGUAUCUGAUACGGGGUUGCAUAGGUGACUUGGACGCAAACCUACUGGACUAUUGUGGCAAGAAUGCUGAGUUGUGCUCGAAAUGUUAUGAUCACUAUUGCAACACCCAGGAUAUAUCCACAUACGAAGCUGCGACGGCAGGAUCUGGCCAUCAAAUUGCUUAUCUUUCGAUUACCCUGAUUUUUGGAAGCUUUGGCUGGAAUUGGAUAAAUUACCAAAUGCUGCUUUAGGACCCCACUGUUCCGAUUAUUUCCAAAUAUUUCUAAAAAAAAAAUUAUCAAAGGAACUUUAAAAAUAUUUUUUCUUGAUUAUAGCACCGAAGUUAAAACAGUCACAAUUAUUUCAUUAAAUAUCUGUAAAUAUUUUGAAACUAAAACUUAAUUAUUUCAAUAAAAAAAUAAGGAAAACUUUAUUUCAAGUA
Messenger RNA from Drosophila ananassae, 1474 nucleotides. Its product is annotated as pollen-specific leucine-rich repeat extensin-like protein 1. NCBI's taxonomy places the organism in Eukaryota, Metazoa, Arthropoda, Insecta, Diptera, Drosophilidae. The record is from RefSeq and is a predicted model, not a curated record. Bases 258 to 1283 code for a protein of 341 amino acids. The transcript has a single exon.